AGCUAAUGAUACAGCAUUAUUUAUUAUUUCGGUUGUGUAAGUUGGAAACCAGAGAGUGUUUGCCGCCAAUUAUCAAAUGACUACCCGUGGCAGCGUUAAAUGUCUGUGAUGUUGAUGUUUUGAUAAAGAAUUGUUCCUGUUCCUGCAAGGCGUCAACACUACUGAGAGGGUUACGCUGUAGUUUCCUUCGCAAGUGCAUAUAGUGGACUAGGUGUGUUGAGCAGACAGCCCCUAAUUUGAUUAUUAUGAAUUCCAGACAUUACAUGAUAUUGAUACAUUUAACAUAGCUGUCACUUUUUGAAAACCGUUACAAUGGUACCAGUAAGCUCGGGGCAAAAUAUUUCACAAACUGGAGUCAACAAUACGACUACUCCAGGAACUCCUAAUAAUCCAACAGGAGGAUCUGCUAAAGCAAGUUCUGGAGUAAAACCUAACUAUGCACUAAAGUUCACUCUUGCUGGUCAUACAAAGGCAGUAUCUGCUGUAAAAUUCAGCCCAAAUGGUGAAUGGCUUGCAAGUUCAUCUGCUGAUAAAUUAAUCAAAAUCUGGGGAGCAUAUGAUGGAAAGUUUGAAAAGACAAUUUCAGGACAUAAAUUGGGUAUAUCAGAUGUAUCGUGGUCUAGUGAUAGCAGGUUAUUAGUAAGUGCUUCUGAUGAUAAAACAUUAAAAAUUUGGGAACUGAGUUCAGGAAAGUGUUUGAAAACGCUAAAAGGUCAUAGUAAUUAUGUUUUUUGCUGUAACUUCAAUCCUCAGUCUAACCUAAUUGUUUCUGGCUCAUUUGAUGAGAGUGUUCGCAUCUGGGAUGUAAGAACUGGAAAGUGUUUAAAGACAUUGCCUGCUCAUUCAGAUCCAGUGAGUGCUGUUCAUUUUAACAGAGAUGGUUCCCUAAUUGUGUCCAGCAGCUAUGAUGGCCUCUGCAGAAUAUGGGAUACUGCAUCAGGUCAGUGCCUGAAAACACUGAUAGAUGAUGACAAUCCUCCAGUGUCAUUUGUUAAAUUUUCUCCAAAUGGCAAAUACAUCCUUGCAGCUACAUUGGAUAACACAUUGAAGCUUUGGGACUAUAGCAAAGGAAAAUGUUUGAAAACAUACACAGGACAUCGUAAUGAAAAAUAUUGUAUAUUUGCUAAUUUUUCUGUAACUGGUGGUAAAUGGAUUGUUUCUGGUUCAGAGGACAAUAUGGUGUACAUUUGGAAUCUCCAGACAAAGGAAAUAGUGCAGAAGCUACAAGGACAUACAGAUGUAGUGCUUUGCACAACAUGUCAUCCAACAGAAAAUAUUAUUGCUUCAGCAGCACUAGAAAAUGACAAGACAAUUAAAUUAUGGAAAAGUGAUAUUUAAGUUGUUUUAUUUCCUAUUAUUGAGAUAAUGAUUGUAAUUGUUCAUGGUGAUUAUUAAUUGUACUGACAAUCAGCUCAAGUCGUCGACUGUGCAUUCAGUAUUAGUUUCAGUCAUUUGUUUUAUAUUAAAUGUAAUCAGUGCCUAAGAUUUGCUGGACAAACAAUAAUAUUUAUAGAGUAAAUGGCCUUUAUAAGGAGAAUUUUUUGAAGUUUCAGUAAUUCUCAAACAUCUGACAACUGUGUUACAGGGAUCCUUCGUAUAUAUAGAGAAUAAAGUUACAUUUAACCUGUAUAUAAGUUACUCUUCAGCCGAAAAGUUCCAAUUCUACAGUACUUUCUUUGUUUCAUUGUAUAUUAUGUAAUGUAAAACUUAAAAAUCAAUAAUAAUAUUGAAAUAACACUUUAUUUCAUUGUCCAUUAUUUUUGGAUUCAUUCUAAAUCACCACACAACAAUACAUUGAAAAAUUAUUCCAGAAUUAAUUUAGUCUGUGGAAAACAAUUAUGUUGUGAUUGUUUGUCCUCUAUUUAUUCCAGCAGUUCCAAAUAAUUUGGCAAUAGUAGUUCGGCUGGUAUGAUCAUGUAAUAUCUUAUGUAUUUUUAAAUGUAAGAAAAAUGGCUGAUGGAAUGUAAGAGUGCGCAGUUACAUUGCAGUGACUGAUGAUGAUUACUAGAUUUUAAAUUGCCCUAUACAAAAUUUUUACUGUAAGACUGUGGUAUGUUAUAUUUUUAAUUAACUGCAUUUUGUAGCCAUAAUGCUGACUUUGUCUGCAAGAAUGUUUUGAUUGUAUGUACUAUCAUGAAAGAAAAGAAAUCAAAGAUGGAAUGUAGUGUUAAUGACUUAUCAGAUACUGAUAAUGGAUGAUUAUCAUAAUAAAAAUUUGUUAGCCUUAUGCCUUCACAAGUGAAGGAGAACAAUGUUAAUGAAAUAUUUGUGAAAUAGUUUGUGUUACUGAAGAGACAUAAUACAUGUACUGCAAGUUUGUUAGCUUUGUCUACAUCUCUUUCUACAUGUAAGACAUUCUGGUUCCAAAUCUCUAAGGAGUCAUAGUAAUAAGUUACUGUUGAUGAUACAAGUUUAAAUUUCUGGCUGUAAUGUAGUGCAGUUGGUAGUCAGACAUGUUACACAGCCAAACAGUAAUUUGAAACUAAAUGUAUGACUCUUAGAGAAAAGUUUUUCUGAUAACUUGGUUAUUUGCUUGCCAGAAAUUUAGACAGUGAAAUAGUGUCCAAUAAUAUGGAAAAUUAAUGAAAUGUAAAUAAUUAAAUGGAACUAUGUGGAAUAAACAUUGUCGGUACAGUAAACCCCAA
Messenger RNA from Schistocerca gregaria, 2645 nucleotides. RefSeq names its product WD repeat-containing protein 5-like. Gene Ontology annotation, molecular function: histone binding. The record is from RefSeq and is a predicted model, not a curated record. The coding region runs from base 313 to 1338 and encodes 341 amino acids. Gene Ontology annotation, cellular component: Set1C/COMPASS complex. The transcript is spliced from 2 exons. Lineage: Eukaryota; Metazoa; Arthropoda; Insecta; Orthoptera; Acrididae.